GGGUACUGGUGGCCAUGUUGAGUUAGACGUCUGGAAUCGUGCAGUUAUCAAAUUGAAUUUAGUAAUUCUUCCGCUGUAAAGUAAAAAUGGGAAGCGAAGUCAAGAUGGAGACUGAUAUGGAUAAAACGGACAGCAAGUUAGCAUCGCGAGAUGAGAGAGAGAACGCGGAAAAAGACCGUGAUAAAGACAGGGAUAGACACCGGCAUAAAGACAGACAUCGCAAUAAGGAAUCAGACAGAGAACAUAAGAGAGAAAAAGAAAAGCAUCGUGAUCGAGACAAACGUGAAAAGGACAGAGAUAGGAAGAGAGAUAAAGACAGGGACAGAAAACACCGUAAAAGAUCAAGAUCUAGGUCACCUCACAGAUCCAAAGAUAGCAAGAAGUCAAAACCAGAUGACGACAAAAAUGGUGUAGAAGAACAAGAGGAUGAGCAAGUGAAACCAAAAGUCGAGCCCUUAUCUCUGGAGGAAAUGAUCGCAAGACGAGAGGCUGAAAAGAAGGCACAAGAAAAGCCAACAUUUUUGACUAAAGAACAAAGAGCCAUGGAGGCACUGAAAAGGAGACAGCAGCAAGUAGAAGAACAACGGAAAAAGACUGAGGGGGAGCGCCAAAUGAGGGAGAAGUUUCUAAGAGAGGCACAGUAUUCGAGAGAGGAUGAAGUGGAAAGAGAGAGAAGGGAAAGAAGAGAAAGACGAGAAAAGAACUUGACUGAAGAAGAGGCUGAGAGUGAGAAAGCAAAACUACGAAAGGAAAAAGAUCAGGAGAAAGAAAUCCAAGCAAUAAAGGAGCGAUACCUUGGGGGAGUGAAAAAGAGGAAGAAGAUACGUCGUCUUGCAGACAGAAAGUUUGUGUUUGAAUGGGACACAGGAGAGGAUACUGCUGUGGAUUAUAACCCAAUUUACACUGAUAGACAUCAGAUACAACUCUUUGGAAGAGGACACAUUGGCGGAAUUGACAUAAAGUGGCAGAAGAAAGAAACAGGGAAGUUUUACCAGGAAAUGUUGGAGAAAAGACGAACUCAGGAGGAGAAGAAUCAGGAGGCGUCACGUAUAAAGAAGCAGCGUGAUCUGGAAAAACAGCGUGCUUAUGAUGAUCGUCAUUGGAGCAAAAAGUCUUUGGAGGAGAUGUGUGAAAGAGAUUGGAGAAUUUUGCGGGAGGACUUCACAAUUUCCACAAAAGGUGGUAAGAUACCUCAUCCACUAAGGUCAUGGAAGGAAAGCACUCUACCCAAAGACAUUUUGGAUAUAGUGGACAAACUCGGAUAUGAGGACCCAACACCAAUCCAGCGACAAGCCAUUCCUAUUGGUCUUCAGAAUAGGGAUAUUAUAGGAGUGGCAGAGACAGGCAGUGGAAAAACAGCAGCAUUUUUAAUUCCAUUGUUGGUGUGGAUCAUGGGGCUGCCAAAGAUUGAAAGAGACAUCGACGCAGACAAAGGACCUUAUGCUUUGAUCAUGGCUCCAACCAGGGAAUUAGCACAACAGAUUGAAGAUGAUGCAGCAAAGUUUGGACGUCCUCUUGGUGUUCGGACAGUUUCUGUGAUUGGUGGGCUGUCACGAGAGGAUCAAGGAUUCCAGUUGCGACUUGGAUGCGAGAUUGUUAUUGCCACUCCCGGCCGAUUGAUCGAUGUUCUUGAAAAUCGUUACCUGGUCCUUAGCCGCUGUUCAUACAUUGUUCUUGAUGAGGCAGAUCGUAUGAUCGACAUGGGUUUUGAGCCGGAAGUUCAAAAGAUUUUGGAACACUUACCAGUGAGUAACGUUAAACCUGAUAAUGAAGACGCUGAGGAUCCCGAGAAACUACUGUCCUACAUGGGAAAAGACCGCUUUAGACAGACGGUGAUGUUUACGGCCACUAUGCCUCCGCAAGUGGAACGUAUGGCGAGGAACUAUCUUCGACGGCCUGCUGUGGUUUAUAUUGGUUCUAUAGGCAAACCAGUUGAGAGAGUUGAACAGAAAGUUUACAUGCUUAAUGAAGCUCAAAAACGGAAGAAGCUGUUAGAGAUAUUGAACGGUGGUAUCGACCCUCCCAUUAUAAUAUUUGUCAAUCAAAAGAAGGGAGCUGAUGUAUUAGCAAAGUCCUUGGAGAAAAUGGGCUUCCGUGCCACGACCCUCCAUGGUGGACGAAACCAGGAACAGAGAGAGUUUGCUUUGUCGAGUCUCAAGUCUGGUGCUAAAGAUAUUCUUGUCGCCACUGAUGUAGCGGGGCGUGGUAUUGAUAUCAAGGAUGUCUCGCUUGUUCUUAACUACGACAUGGCAAAGUCUAUAGAAGGCUACACUCAUCGUAUCGGUAGAACUGGUCGCGCUGGAAAGACUGGUAUCUCCGUCACCUUUCUGACCCAGGAAGAUUCAGCCGUGUUUUAUGACCUUAAGCAGACUCUACUGGCCAGUCCGGUGAGCAAUUGCCCGACAGAGCUUGAAAAACAUCCGGAGGCUCAGCACAAACCUGGCACAGUACUGACAAAGAAAAGGAAAGAAGAGACAAUAUUUGUUUAAAAAACCCAUCGUCCCCGAUCAUCCAAGAAUGUCCAAAUCGCAAUAUGUAUCAGAAACAUAACACCCAGAAAACGCUCUAGGAUUGUAAUGCAGACGGAAAAAUUAAAAGUCGUCAAUUCUUCUAAAUUACAA
Molecule: messenger RNA, 2621 nt
Organism: Pocillopora verrucosa
Lineage: Eukaryota; Metazoa; Cnidaria; Anthozoa; Scleractinia; Pocilloporidae
Product: probable ATP-dependent RNA helicase DDX23
Biological process (GO): mRNA splicing, via spliceosome
Cellular component (GO): catalytic step 2 spliceosome
Molecular function (GO): RNA binding; RNA helicase activity; ATP binding
Source: RefSeq, a predicted model, not a curated record